Molecule: messenger RNA, 1140 nt
Organism: Bipolaris victoriae FI3
Lineage: Eukaryota; Fungi; Ascomycota; Dothideomycetes; Pleosporales; Pleosporaceae
Exons: 3
Coding region: 1-1140 (379 amino acids)
Biological process (GO): transmembrane transport
Cellular component (GO): plasma membrane
Molecular function (GO): water channel activity
Source: RefSeq, a predicted model, not a curated record
AUGUCAUUCGCCGCGACAAGGUAUUCAGUAGGCCCAACCUCCUCAGGAGAGCGACAACAUAGCCUUCUGAGGCUUCCCGACAAUACCCGCCACCUGCUGAUCGCGUUUCUGGGCGAGCUAGUCGGCACAUUUCUCUUUCUGUUCUUCGCCUUUGCCGGCACCCAAGUUGCAAACAAUGUCCGAAAGAUCAGCGGCAAUUCAAACAUGGAUCUAGCGUCAUUGAUGUACAUCUCUCUCGCCUUUGGGUUCUCACUAGCCGUCACUGUUUGGGUCUUCUUUCGCAUCAGCGGAGGCUUGUUCAAUCCUGCUGUGACAGUCGCCUUGGCCCUUGCCGGAGCAAUUGGGUUCAUCAAAGCUUUGUUGCUUAUCGUUUCACAGUUCCUCGGUGCCAUUAUCGCUGCAGCUAUAGUCUCUGGGCUCUUCCCUGGACCUUUGGCCGUCGAAACAACCCUCAGUCCUGGGACCUCGGUGACAAGAGGCUUGUUUAUGGAAAUGUUCCUCACAUUCAUGCUUCUUCUUACCAUAUUCAUGCUAGCGGCAGAGAAGCACAGAGCGACUUUCCUCGCCCCGCUUGUCAUUGGGCUCGCGCUUUUCAUUGCUGAGCUUGCCGGCGUAUACUUCACUGGGGCCUCCUUAAAUCCUGCUCGUUCCUUCGGGCCUGCUGUCAUUACGGGUGUAUGGCCUGGCCAUCACUGGAUCUACUGGCUUGGACCUUUGCUCGGCGCCUUGCUGGCAGUAGGCUUCUACAAGUUGCUCACGCUGCUCAAUUACUCGACUGCGAACCCAGGUGCCGACAGCGAUGGUCUUGAGAAGCACCGCAGCCACAGGGUGGACAGCAAUGCAGCGCGUCACGACACUACUCACAACACUCGAUAUGCCGCUACCGAUGGAACAGAAGAGCGAGAUAUUGCGAGCCAAGCACAACUUAGCGGAAGACAGCCUAGGCCUUCUGCUACAUGGCCUUCAGUGCCGACUUUAGCAUACAUGCAGGCGCUCGAUGGCCAUCAUUCUGAGACGAUCGACCAUCCCAAUGACCGCCCGCGUGCGCAUUACACGCAUAGCUCUUCAGGUUGCGAGAUAUCAUCAGAUUCGAGCUAUCGCAGCGGCCCAAGUGCAGAGUCUGGCAGCUUGGGAUCGUAG